UCUCGACCCUCCACUAUAACUACCCCUUGCCAACCACGGCACCUCACCCCAAACCAGCAGUAGCCAAGAACAGAAGCAAAGCUGCAGGGAGAGUGAGCGAGUGUACCACACAGCAAGAAACCACCCCAUCCAUCAUCCUUCCAUGGAAGACCCCUACACGAGCUUCUUCAAGAACCCCUACUACUACUACACCACCUCCUUCCCGGCAGCCGCUCCAGCUCCCCAUAUCCCUCCUCCCCUUCCACCGUACACCAGCCGCUACCCCCCCUCCUCCGCCGCCACGCCUCAGUACCCGGCCUGCUUCUUCCAGCCGCAGCCGACGCUGCCGCCUCUCCACGACAGCCCUCCCUCGCCUCCGCUCCGGGAGGCGCUGCCCCUCCUCUCCCAGUCACCCACGCUCGGCGCGUCUCGGCCGCGGCAUGUAGCGGCGGACUACGACGCCGACGACUUCCUACGGGAGGUCGUCGGCAGCUCCGCGACCCCUUCCGCGCGCGCGCCGCUCUUCGCCGACCUCAACUGCAUGCCCUCCUGCUGCGACGACGGCGACCCGAUGGACGUGGAGGCCGGGUCGUCCACGGACGACGCCGCGGUCGCCCUGCGCAUCGGACUGCCCGCGGCGCCCGCGAACGGCUGCGGUGGCACGGAGCCUGACCUCCUGUCCGGGCUCACGGGCAGGGCCUGCGGUGGCAUGGAGCCCGAGGAGGACGAGGAGGAGUGCAAGGUGGACGCCGGCGACGGCGACGAGGUGGUGCCGCUAGGGUUCGCGUCGACGCCCAUCGGGAGGCUCAACAAGGGGCAGUACUGGAUCCCGACGCCGGCGCAGAUCCUCAUCGGGCCCACCCAGUUCUCGUGCCCCGUCUGCUACAAGACCUUCAACCGAUACAACAACAUGCAGAUGCACAUGUGGGGCCACGGGUCGCAGUACCGCAAGGGCCCCGAGUCGCUGCGCGGCGUGCAGCCGACGGCGAUGCUCCGGCUGCCGUGCUACUGCUGCGCGGCGGGGUGCCGCAACAACAUCGACCACCCGCGGGCGCGGCCGCUCAAGGACUUCCGCACGCUGCAGACGCACUACAAGCGCAAGCACGGGGUCAAGCCCUUCCUCUGCCGCAAGUGCGGCAAGGCCUUCGCCGUCAAGGGCGACUGGCGCACGCACGAGAAGAACUGCGGCAGGCUCUGGUACUGCCUCUGCGGCUCCGAGUUCAAGCACAAGCGCUCGCUCAAGGACCACGCCAGGGCCUUCGGCCACGGCCACGGCCACGGCGCCUUCGGCUGCAACGCCGACGAGAUGGUCGACGACGACGACGGCGCCGUCUCCGAGAUCGAGCAGGACUGCUGCCGUUCAUCGGCGCGCUGAUGCAUCGACGACCAUGCAUUCAAUUCGGCAUCGAGAUGAUCCCGAUCUCACUCGCAUCUCGAUCUGUACUACGUGUUCAUGUUGUUAGUUGCUGUUUGUGUUGUUGUCGACGCCCGCUGUUGCUGCUUUUGCUCGAUCGAGCAGUAGUAGCAGUUUUUGUACUAGCAGAUUGUUAGGGUUGUGGAGUACGGUCGGUCGCCUGACGAGACCUCCUGAUCGAUCUCUACUACUAGCUUGUCAGUAGUUUGUGUUAGUGCACAAGCAACCAAGGACUCAUCAAAUGUUGGGAUGCUGGACCACUAGUCCGCUAGCUGUUGUGUGAUCUCGACCGAUCAUGCCACAUUAACUCAUGGAAUCUGCAGCAAAUUCAGCGUGAAUCAAUGAAUCUUCAUGCAAUUUGCA
Panicum virgatum (switchgrass) is the source of this 1756-nucleotide messenger RNA. RefSeq names its product zinc finger protein WIP2-like. Gene Ontology annotation, molecular function: DNA-binding transcription factor activity. Bases 143 to 1354 code for a protein of 403 amino acids. Gene Ontology annotation, biological process: anatomical structure development; regulation of gene expression. Lineage: Eukaryota; Viridiplantae; Streptophyta; Magnoliopsida; Poales; Poaceae. The record is from RefSeq and is a predicted model, not a curated record. The transcript has 2 exons. Gene Ontology annotation, cellular component: nucleus.